Dimorphilus gyrociliatus is the source of this 1534-nucleotide messenger RNA. The record is from the annotation of a GenBank genome assembly. Lineage: Eukaryota; Metazoa; Annelida; Polychaeta; Dinophilidae.
GAUGGCUGAUAGUUUAUGCUGUUUGUACAAAAUUGUUUGCUUCUGCAUAAAGAGGAAAACAAUUGAAGCGGAAAAGGAUGGAACUGCAACGCCAUCUAGAAAUGAAGCUGCUGCUCAAGGACCACCUCCUUCUGCAGAAGUUCCAAAUGAAGAAUUAGAAGAAACAGAAGUUGAAAUACCUCCUCCUAUGCCUGAAAUCUCAGCUUAUCCUUCAGCAGCAACGAAUAUCGGCGAAAAACCCGAUCAGAUAUUUGAAGAAAAUUUUACUGUAGAAGUGGAAACGGAAACGACCGAUGUUCAAAGCAAAGAGGAAGUAGUUGAGAAGGUUGAAACACCAGAAAAAGAGGUUGAAGAGAAGCGAGAGGAAAGUCCUGAGACACCUGUUGUAGAUGAAGAAACUCCGGAUGCUGGGGCUGAGACUGCUGCUGCUGAUGAAGACCCCGAAGCAAAACGUUUGGAGCAAGUGAGGACUAAGAGAAAGUAUAUACUCUACGAAUUGAUGGAGACUGAGAAAGAUUACGUAAAUGAUCUGGAAAAGUUGACGAAAGGCUACAUGGUUUACAUGAAAGAAAAUCCUUUGCCCGAAGGUAUGGAAGGCAAGGAUAAAAUUGUGUUCGGCAAUAUUCAGCACAUAUACGAAUGGCAUUUGCAAACCUUUUUGCAAGAAAUCUCAAAGAAUAUUGAAGAUCCCGAAAAAGUUGGUUGGAUGUUUGUGAAAUAUGAAAAGAGAAUGUAUGGAAUUUAUGUAAAAUAUUGUCAAAAUAAGCCGAAAAGUGAAUAUAUUGUUGCCGAAUAUAGCGAUUAUUUUGACAAAACGAGGGAAGUUCUCAAACAUCGAUUAGGAAUAACAGACUUGCUCAUCAAGCCCGUUCAAAGGAUAAUGAAAUAUCAAUUGCUAUUAAAAGAUAUUAUAAAACAAACUGAAAAACUGGGCGAACGCAGCGAAAAUUUGCAUAAAGCACUGCAGGUUAUGAAAGUAGUACCAAAAGCAGCAAACGAUAUGAUGACUUUAGGAAGACUUGAAGGAUUCGAUGGUAAAAUCACUGCUCAAGGUAAAUUGCUAUUGCAAGGCUUCUUCCAAGUUUAUGAAAUAAACUCGAAAGUAGCAAAUAAACGUGAACAAGGAAAGACGAGAGAAUUGAAAAUCUUCCUUUUUGAGCAAAUUGUAAUAUUUAGUGUUGAAACGGAGAAUAAACGUAGCAAAUUAUCAGCUCCGAGGUUAACUUAUAUCAAUAGCGUCAAGGCUAACAAUAUGAAAUUGGAGACUAGACCCCCAACAGGAAUUGCUGCCCAAUCAGUCUCAGAUCCAUCCGUUUGUUUUACAUUAGAAGAUGUAAGUCCAGGCUCGGAUUCCAAAUAUGUCUGUUGCGUCGAUAGAGUAGAUACGAAAGAAGGAGAGGAUCCUAUGUCAAAAGAGCAGGUAAAAGAACUAUGGAUCAAUGAGAUUCUCAAGAUGUUGGAUGUUCAAAAACGAAUCUUAGACGCUUUACAAUGCCCGAUUUCCUACCAGAAGGAAUUAACCAAAGAACUGUGA